AAACUUCAGCUACCAAAUAUAUUUCUUUUUAUUUAUUAAUUUAUCAUUCCUUAAGAGUUAAGAAAAAGAUGCUACUAUUAAUUUAUCCUGUAAGAAUAGCUCUGGUCAAAUUCUCUUAUUAUUUUCAACAAAAUUCGUUGGCUGAAUAUCUAAUUAUUUAUUUAUUUCAACAAAAAACUACAUUGAAAAUUUCAACACAUUGAACUUUCAAUAUCAUCACCGCCUACAUAAUGAAUCUUCUUAGCUCUCCCAAUCCCAUUCUUGGUACAACAGUAUCAUUGCAUUCCUUCAAACCCAAAGCUAUUAACAAAGACAACCACAAACACAAUUACAUCCACAAUUCUUGUAUUAUGAUGCACAAACGAGUUAACUCAGAAGCACCCAACAAACUCAGCACCACCACUGAGUUAGAUGAGCACUUGCUGGAACCCAUCACCAAACCAUGCUUAUGUGGAAGAAGACACUUCAUUGAAGGUGCUGCAACUGCUACACUCACAACCACUCAGUUCCCUAUUCAGCCUGCCACAGCCACAAAUUCUGAUUCUGAUUACACAGCUUUGGUUAACAAGUUUCACCCACCUAAACCUGAUUGGUAUCAAAAGUUUUAUGCUUGGGUUCUGAGUUCAUUUACUAAAUCCUAUGAAGCUGAGGUUGCUAGGUACAAGUCUCAAAUCUUUAGUAACUUAAAGGAGAAGAAAGCUAACAAAAUCUUGGAGAUUGGCAUUGGAACUGGUCCUAACCUCAGUUAUUAUGGUAGCAAUCCCGAUGUGCAGGUUGUUGGCAUUGAUCCUAAUCCGGAGAUGGAGAAGUAUGCUCGAUCUUCUGCUGCAUCAGCUGGACUUCCACUCUCAAAUUUUGAGUUUAUACAUGCUGUCGGGGAGGUUAUACCGUUGAGCGAUAAUUCAGUCGAUGCAGUUGUUGGAACACUUGUAUUGUGUUCUGUUAAAGAUGUUGAUAUGACAUUGAAAGAAGUGAGAAGGGUGCUCCGACCUGGUGGUGUAUAUCUGUUUGUGGAACAUGUAGCUGCAAAAGAUGGAACAUUUCUCCGAUUAUUACAGAGAAUUCUCGAUCCUCUGCAACAGACACUUGCAGAUGGGUGUCAUCUUUCUAGGGAUACAGGAGACAGCAUAACAAGAGCUGGAUUUUCAAGUGUUGAGCUUGACAUAGCAUUCUUAUCAAAUGCAUCAUUUGUAAAUCCUCAUGUAUAUGGAAUAGCUUACCAGUAGAAUCAAAAGCAUGUCUUUGAUCCUCUUAGCUAGCAAGCCGGUUCGGUCUUCGAAUGGAUUAUGAAUAAUCACUCUCAGACUCAGUCUCACACUGUUAAAGUAUAUUCUUUCAUCACUUUAUUUUGACAUAAAACUUUCGUAGGGCAUGUUUGUGUUACUUCAUGUUGGGGGGUAUGUUUUGUAAAUGAUCAGGUGUAUAGUAGAAAAUAAAAAACAAAUAAACAGAACCAUCUUGAACUUUGAUGUGAUUGUAACUAUAUUAAACACACACCAUUUUUUUUAUACUUAUGAUCUUGUUAUGUACACCUUCUUGUUUCUAUUUAUCUCAAUGUUGUGUUGUAGGCUAAGUUUGAUUUGGUGUAUCCUAUUUAAGCUUUUAAGUUGUGUUCAUGUGUGAAUCUUAUGAUCUUAUCGAAUUUUUUUCGUUAUCAUCU
Trifolium pratense (red clover) is the source of this 1660-nucleotide messenger RNA. RefSeq names its product methyltransferase-like protein 7A. The record is from RefSeq and is a predicted model, not a curated record. Gene Ontology annotation, molecular function: S-adenosylmethionine-dependent methyltransferase activity. Lineage: Eukaryota; Viridiplantae; Streptophyta; Magnoliopsida; Fabales; Fabaceae. Bases 231 to 1226 code for a protein of 331 amino acids. The transcript has 6 exons.